Messenger RNA from Syngnathoides biaculeatus (alligator pipefish), 4215 nucleotides. RefSeq names its product mitogen-activated protein kinase 6 (gene mapk6). Gene Ontology annotation, biological process: cell surface receptor signaling pathway; protein phosphorylation; intracellular signal transduction. Bases 820 to 3042 code for a protein of 740 amino acids. NCBI's taxonomy places the organism in Eukaryota, Metazoa, Chordata, Actinopteri, Syngnathiformes, Syngnathidae. The transcript has 8 exons. The record is from RefSeq and is a predicted model, not a curated record. Gene Ontology annotation, molecular function: ATP binding; MAP kinase activity. Gene Ontology annotation, cellular component: cytoplasm; nucleus.
CGAAGGAGAAGCGGCGCGAUGUCGCAACGCCCCACGGUCCGCGAAAGCCUCCGCGUGACGUCACCUCGCCUUUGGCGUCUGAGCUGUUGCUAAAUGGCGAUCGCUUCAGGUCCGCUCAGCUCCGCCAGCGGAGCGCAAGCCAACCUCCGCCGGCUUUGAUUCAUUCCGAACACCGUCUCGAUUCCGAUGCGACGAAUACGAACCGUUAUAGCCAAAUAAAAUGGAGGAUAGUUUUGAUUGCGACUGUGGCGAGCUAGAGCCACCUGAUCACUGAGGCUCACGGUUAACUCUCUGAUCUUAAAGGCCAGGCUCUUUGCAGUUUUUGAUUAGGUUACGCCAUCGAGAAAAAAAUUCCAAGUUAAAAGAAAAAUUGCAAAAAAAAAAAAAAAAAAAUCAAGCAAAAAAAAAAAAAGUGCAUACUGGCACAUUUCCCAUGAAGCUGCUCAGGACCAGUUGUACACUGAAUGUAUACCACUGUUAGGAUGCAAUUAGACGCUUUCAGAGCCUAACAGUGCAUUUUGAAUUGGCCUCACCGUUCAUUCCUAUUGUGAGCUGCUCCGUUAAACAGAGCCACCCACCAGGAGUGGAGCUGACGUUAUAAAAUUGUCCUCAGUCGAGAUGAAAAACUUAAAUUACACGCUAGCCUAGCAAUCACGGCUGUACAGGGGAGGCGGUGGAGGUCAGAGUUAGCCGAGCGGUGCGUUGGUAGGUGUUAGCUGAGCAGCUGAAGCGGUUUUGUAGGGGCGGGUCAUCUGUUAGUGUUCGGCUGGCUUAAAUCUAACAUUAGCGAGGGUUGGCGCAAGAGCCUCAGUUGUCAUCAUGGCCGAGAAGUUUGAGUCGCUGAUGAACAUCCACGGCUUCGACCUGGGCUCGCGCUACAUGGACUUGAAGCCGCUCGGCUACGGAGGGAACGGCCUGGUGUUCUCAGCGGUCGACACUGACUGCGACAAGCGCGUGGCCGUGAAGAAGAUUAUCUUGACGGAUCCCCAGAGUGUCAAGCACGCCUUGCGAGAAAUUAAGAUUAUAAGGCGCCUAGACCACGACAACAUAGUCAAGGUUUUCGAAACGUUGGGCCCCAGCGGUCGCAGGCUAACAGAGGACGUGGUGUCCCUGACCGAGGUCAACUCGGUAUACAUAGUGCAGGAGUACAUGGAGACGGACCUGUGUCAGCUGCUGGAGCGCGGCCUUCUGUCCGAGGGCCACGCCCGGCUCUUCAUGUACCAGCUCCUCAGGGGCCUCAAGUACAUCCACUCUGCCAACGUCCUCCACCGUGACCUGAAGCCCGCCAACCUCUUUGUCAACACAGAGGACCUGGUGCUGAAGAUCGGGGACUUUGGUCUGGCCCGCAUCAUGGAUCCCCACUACUCCCACAAGGGUCACCUGUCUGAAGGUCUCGUCACUAAGUGGUACAGGUCCCCCCGCCUGCUGCUCUCACCAAACAACUACACGAAAGCCAUCGACAUGUGGGCAGCCGGGUGCAUCUUUGCAGAGAUGCUCACUGGGAAAACACUCUUUGCGGGGGCCCACGAACUGGAGCAGAUGCAGCUGAUCCUGGAAUCCAUCCCAGUACUGCGAGAGGAAGACCGCCAGGAGCUCCACAGCGUCAUACCAGUCUUUAUCCGCAACGACAUGUCCAAACCUCAAACGCCGCUGACCAAGCUGCUGCCUGAUGUCAGUCCUCAAGCCCUGGAUUUCCUAGAAAAGAUCUUGACCUUCAACCCCAUGGAUCGUUUAACCGCGGAAGAGGCCCUGGCCCAUCCCUACAUGUCGGACUACUCCUUUCCCCUGGACGAGCCCAUUUCCCUGCAUCCUUUCCACAUCGAAGAUGAAGUCGACGAUAUCCUGCUCAUGGACCAGAGCCACAGCCACACGUGGGACAGGUAUCAUGAGAGCCAGUUGUCGGAGGCUGACUGGCACUUGCACAGCAUUCAUGACCCCGAAGAAGUCCAAGUGGACCCAAGGGCCCUCUCUGACGUCACAGACGAGGAAGUGGUUCAGGUGGAUCCUCGCAAAUACGCCGACGGAGACCGGGAAAAGCUUUUGGACGAGCCCUCCUUCGACUACUCCACUCCAUUCUCGUCAGAGCGGUCGUGGCCGGACGAGCAUCACGAGAACAAAUACUGCGACCUUCAGUGCAGCCACACGUGCAAUUACAAGGCCGUGUCCCCCUCCUACCUGGACAACCUCAUCUGGCGGGACAGCGAAGUCAACCACUACUACGAGCCCAAGCUCAUCAUCGACCUCUCCAACUGGAAGGAGCAACAGAGCAAGGAGAAGGCGGACCGCAAGGCCAAGAGCAAGUGCGAGAAGAACGGGCUGGUCAAGGCCCAGAUUGCCAUGCGGGAGGCCGAGAAAACCCAAAGCGUGGCAGAGAAGGACCGAGAGCAGGAGAAACACCAGACGCAACCUCCAAGUCAGCAAGGCUUCGACUUUGACUCCUUCAUCGCCAGUACCAUCAAACUGAGUUUGCAACCCGAGACCUGCCAGGAGGUGGCACUCAAUGAGGUGAGCCUCCUCAACGAGCUCAACUCGUCUGUCUCCCAGCUGGACGCCCCUCGCUCAGGGUCCAUGUCCAAGUCCAUAAGUCAGGAGAAGGAGGAGAAGUGCCUGGUGAACCUGGCCCAGCUGGGCGGAGGCGGCAGCGACGGCCCCUGGCCCUCCCACCCCUGGGAGGGCUUCGGCCCCGGGGAGCGGGCGGCCGAGAACGGCCGCUUGAUCGACGAGGCGUGCUGGGACGGUCACUUCCAGAAGGGGAGCACGUACACCAGCUACCUUGACCACCUGUUCGGCCGGACAGAGGAGGGGGUGGCCGAGUCCGCCGCCACCCCGGAAACGGAGACCCCGGAGGCCAGGGAGAGAGAGUCGGGUGAGGGCCUCCUCACCCGGAGCGCCGAGAUCGUGCUCAACGUGGAGCUGGACUCUCUGGGCCCAGAUGAACUGCCGCUGAAAUCCAUCCAGGCGUCGCUCACCCCCUGCGCUGUCAAAUGUUCCCCGCAGAUCGCCCACAAAACCUACAGCAGCAUCUUCAAACAUCUUAAUUAAAAAAGAAAAAAGCAACGUCCUCUCUUCCACGGCCCGUUUAGUUUGUUCUGUUUUUUUGUCUAUGAUGUGUUCUACUUGAAUCAUUUCAUACCUUUUUUUUUUUUUUUAAAUGUUAUUUUAAAAGUCAAUUUUAAGAGUGGAAAUGGGUGAUUUUCUUAAUUUAAGGAGUUUUGGUCACUCUGAAACCUUGACGCCCAGGCCUUCAUGGGUUUAAGUCUACGCCCUCAUUGCUGAGCUGGCUUGUCACUCGCACACUUACGUACUGUAGAUGAACGGAAACGAGGCAGGUCGGACGAGGAUCUUUUAUUUGGCUGUUUAGGUAUGACGAGAUUUUUUUUUUUUUUUUUUUUUGGUUUCAUUUUGAAGACGUAAACGAAAGCUUCCUUUACAGCCCUUUCAUACUGUAAAUGUGACACAUGAUGCCAGCAGCAACCAUUAAUCGUAGGCGUUAAUGUAAUGUGUUAUCUACCUCAAGGUAACAGCCGCGAGAGACACUCGAAGCCGCACUAGUGCUUUACACACCAAGACCAUCCUCAUACCAUGAAGUGAUGAAGUGGUCUCAGUUGAAAUCUCUCACGUUCGCGUUUGACAUGGUGAGUUGUUUUUCAGUGAUCAUUAUUUAUUGCUAGCGGAUGCGCAAUAUUUAUUUUAUGGAAAAAAAUUGUGUCAUUUCAAUGUGAUUAUUGAAGAGCGAGGGGUUGAGCAGACCAUUUUCAUUUCAACACUAUUUGGGCGUCCAAGUGUUCCUUUUUUUUUUUUUUUUUUUUUUUUUGUUUUAUGGUAGGAUGCAAAUUCAUCUGUGUUCAGGCUUUCCAUUUUUCCAUCACUAUUUUCCAAAUUGAUAUUUUUUAUUUAGAGGUGCAUCCUGUUCGUAGUUGAAAAACAGUUGUGGAUUAAAGCAGCGCCUAAAAGUCUUAAUUAUUAUUAUUUUUUUUUAAAAUCAAAAUGUAUCAAAAUGUGUGCAUGGAGGCAAGAGAAAGGUACAUUUAAAGUAAAUGGUGAGUAUAUUGUACGUCAGUUUUAAUUGUAUGUCUUUUUUUUUAUUUCUAUGUAUUUUUUUCAGGCAAGCAUGCUGAAUUAGGUUAAGGUGUAGCAUGUAGAACACAUGAACAUUUUUGUAAUCAUCGGUUCCUCUGUUCUACAAAAUAUCAAAAAUAAACUUAAAGGCAAACA